UUUUCGAAGCAUCCUUUUGGAGCUUAGAGAGGAGGCAUAGGAGAGAAAGAAAAGGGAAAGACAGGGAUUACAUCACUGGCUCAAGGUUAAUUUGAAGCAUCAAUCGUGGAAGGAAGACUGUAAGUAGUAAUGGGUUUAGAGGAAGAAGAGUCAAUUGAACAAGCAGCAGCAGCCCGUCGUGAGAGGCUUAAGGCUCUCAAAGCUGCUCAAGAAUUGCUAAAUACUCCUGAUGCUGAUUCUGCCAAGACCGCCGACGAUGAUGACGAUGAAGCUGCCGAAGAAUCUAAUCCCAGCAUGAAGUUCCGAAAUUAUGUUCCUCAAGACAAGGAGCUUCAGGAGGGUAAGCUUGCUCCACCAGUACUACCAAAGUUUGAAGAUCCUGUUGCAGCUGCACCUCCACCAUCAGAGAAGGAAGAGGAUCCGUUUCUCAACAUUGCUCCAAAGAAGCCAAACUGGGACCUGCGAAGAGAUGUGCAGAAUAAGCUUGAUAAGCUUGAAAGACGCACGCAAAAGGCAAUAUAUAAACUAAUGGAGGAACAGGAAAAAGAAAAGCAAUUGUCUGAGAAUGGUGGCAAUGGUGUUGUCGAAGAUUAGCAGGGGAGUUUUACCAAGAACAGGGUUGUAGUUCAUUUGGCCAGCCAAAGCUUCGUGAGAGAACUUUUUUACUUUUUCAGUAACGAAUCAAACAUUACAAAAUUGGGAAUAUUAGUAACACCGGAACGAUAUUCUAUGUAAUGCGCAGUAUGGCAACCUAGUUGUAUGUUUCUAAUGUCCGAGUAAACUUCCCAUGCCACAGGCUGUCUGUGGAUAACCGCCAAGCUUGUAGUUUCUGCUAAUUUUAGAUUUUUCUACUGUCA
This is a messenger RNA of Populus nigra (black poplar), 857 nucleotides long. RefSeq lists its product as uncharacterized. Gene Ontology annotation, cellular component: U2-type spliceosomal complex; post-mRNA release spliceosomal complex. Bases 130 to 594 code for a protein of 154 amino acids. The record is from RefSeq and is a predicted model, not a curated record. The transcript has 4 exons. Lineage: Eukaryota; Viridiplantae; Streptophyta; Magnoliopsida; Malpighiales; Salicaceae.